AUGGCUCAUAAAUUUGUGUUGAUUGCCGUUGCUGUUUGCAUCAUCGGUCACGUUCAAGGCAGACCUCAAGCCCAAAUUGAGGGAAAAGAUGCCGAAACAAUCGUUUACCAACACGAAGUUAAUCCUGAAGACAACAGUGCGUGGUUUGAAUUUGAUCAAACAGACGGACAAAAAAGACAAGAAUUGUGGAAUUUGAAGCAAGUUGGUGAAGAACUCGUCCCUGAUGUUCGUGGUGCCUUCCAAUUCCUUGGACCUGAUGGCGUUCUCUACACCGUUACUUUCGUUGCUGACGAAAAAGGUUUCCGUCCCGAUGGUGAACACAUUCCCCCAGCUGCCGAUGUCGGUCCCGAUCCAGAUGUCCCACCAGCGGCUCUUCCCCCAUCUGCUGUCCUCUCACUCGUCGGAUAA
Messenger RNA from Culicoides brevitarsis, 408 nucleotides. RefSeq names its product flexible cuticle protein 12-like. The record is from RefSeq and is a predicted model, not a curated record. The transcript is spliced from 4 exons. NCBI's taxonomy places the organism in Eukaryota, Metazoa, Arthropoda, Insecta, Diptera, Ceratopogonidae. Gene Ontology annotation, cellular component: chitin-based extracellular matrix. Gene Ontology annotation, molecular function: structural constituent of chitin-based larval cuticle. The coding region runs from base 1 to 408 and encodes 135 amino acids.